AUGUCACAGUUGGUAGGCAGGACUCGUCUAGCCUACGCGCGGACAUGGCAUCAUGUCUCCCUCUCGGCGCCUGGAACUCCUCCAGUCGGACGCCUCGCUUCACGGAUCGCCAUACUUCUCAUGGGAAAGCAUAAGCCCAUAUGGAACCCAUCAACCGACUGUGGAGACUACGUCGUAGCGACAGGAUGUACUGAUGUCUUCGCUACGGGGAAAAAGAUGCAGAACAAACUAUAUUAUAAGCAAACCACGAGACCAGGGGCCUUGAAAUCUCUGAACAUGGAGAGCAUGAUAAGGAAAUGGGGCGGAGGCGAGAUAUUGAAGAGAGCGGUCUCUGGCAUGCUGCCGAAGAACAGAUUGAGGAAGCCUCGACUGGAAAGACUGAAGAUUUUCGAAGGAGAAGCGCAUCCGUAUGGACCUAACUUAGCCAAAUUUGAUGGACAGAGACCACAGCCGCGACCAGCAGUAGAAGAAAAGAAAGACAAUUAA
Molecule: messenger RNA, 486 nt
Organism: Bacidia gigantensis
Lineage: Eukaryota; Fungi; Ascomycota; Lecanoromycetes; Lecanorales; Ramalinaceae
Exons: 3
Coding region: 1-486 (161 amino acids)
Biological process (GO): translation; negative regulation of translation
Cellular component (GO): mitochondrial large ribosomal subunit; ribosome
Molecular function (GO): mRNA binding; structural constituent of ribosome
Source: RefSeq, a predicted model, not a curated record